This is a messenger RNA of Myotis daubentonii (Daubenton's bat), 2098 nucleotides long. RefSeq names its product coiled-coil domain containing 152 (gene CCDC152). Bases 1169 to 1933 code for a protein of 254 amino acids. The transcript is spliced from 9 exons. Lineage: Eukaryota; Metazoa; Chordata; Mammalia; Chiroptera; Vespertilionidae. The record is from RefSeq and is a predicted model, not a curated record.
CUGGCGGUGGAGGAGGCAGCGCGGCCCCUGGAAGUGACUGCGAGGAGCGGGCGGGACGGCCAGGAGGGCGGUUCUCCAGGGAGGACACUCCCAGGGGCUCCUUAGGGAGAGCAGCUGGAAGGAGAGGAAGCUCAAGUGAAAAUGCAAUGAGCUCAGAAGCCUUGUUCUAAGGCAAAGCCCUGUAAACCUUUUUUAUUUAAAACUCGAGGCCUGACUUGCACGAAAUUCAUGCAAGAGGAGGCCUUCCUUCCCCCAGCUGCCCCCACCGGCUUCCCUCUCGCACUUGGGACCUAGGCUGCCCUCGCAGCCCUGGCUUUGUCCGGAAGGACAUCUGGUCUAAUUAGCAUAUUAUGCUUUUAUUAUGAUAGAUGAUUAUAGAUGUUUGCAGCCAAAAAGGAAAACCAAGUUAGGAGGGAGGAUUUUGCAUUUAACUAUUUCAAAUUAUUGUAUAGUUCUAUUAAAUAAUAACAGUAUAUCAAAUAGUGAUGCUUUUUACAUUUUACCCCAUGAGGAAUUUUACUGUGUUUAUCUUGAGCUGCUAUUACGAUAAUUGUCCUGCCUGAAGGAUCAAGUUUUACCCAUUUAAGGGAUUUUAUAUAGAGUUUUGCUCACAUAUAUGAUACACAGGGUAAUAAUUCAGUAAAAACGGAAAAUACACAGCUAAAAUUCUCUGAGGUCUAAAAACCACUAAUAGUUGUUGGUGUAAUAUCAUCUUAAAAAGAGGAGGACAUGGAACUUUUUAAUGACCAAAUUGUCAAGCAAUGUCUGUGUUUUGGUGUACCUCCUCUUAAACAACCAUAUGCCCCCAAAUCACACUGAGGAAUGACUAUAGGGGUUUUAUUGACCUUUUACUCUGGACUAGUUGCCACUGCCACUUUCCCGCGUCAGCUCCUCCCUCAGUCUCGAAGGCCUGAAUUUCAGAUUCCUACUUUCUUCCUCUUCGCCAGAGAACAGUCUAAACAGAGUGUCACAUACUUUUCGAUGGUAUUGGUCUUGAUUUUUCUAGACACGCGCACCCCCACACCUAAGUGCUGGCUGGUUGGCAAAAGUCACCUCCUCUAUCCUUCCUGCAUUUCCAGGAUUGGUUCCACGGGACUAAACAAACUUUUCAUCUCCACUGGACAGCCAGCUGGCUACACCAAAGUAUUUACUCUGCACUAGUUUGGAUAUGAAUCAAAGCAGCGAUGGAUGUGUGAAAAAGAUUAGCAGUGUGAAUCUUGACAAACUUAUAAAUGACUUCUCACAGAUAGAAAAGAAAAUGGUAGAAACUUCUGGAAGGAACAACAUACUGAAUAUGCAGUUGGAAAAAGCUAACUAUUUAUUAAAAGGGAUGCAAACAAAUGAGGCCUCACUUAAAGAAGAAUGUGCUACUCUUCAUAAUAUGGUAAAAGGGCUACAACAGACCAUUGAAUAUCAACAUAAUUUGAAAGGUAAAAAUGAACAACUGAAAAGAAAUGCUGAUAUUAUGAAAGAAAAGUUAAAAUCUCAUGAGCAGGAAUAUAAGAAUAGCAUUGCCAAACUUAUAAGUGAAAUGAAAAUCAAAGAGGAAGGACAUAAGACAGAAUUAAGGAAACUUUACCAGGAUAUGCAGAAAAAAGUUGAAUUAAAUGAAGAAAAGAAUAAAGAACUGGUAGAGAAAAUGGAGAUGGAAAUCUCAGAGUUAAAUGCAAAGUUAAAAAUUCAAGAGAAGGAAAAACAAACUGAAAUAAUCAAACUACAGCUAGAGUUUGAUGCCAAACUAGCAAGAGUUCAAACUAAACCAAAAUCAUAUCCAGAUUCUACUGUUUUGCCACAAAGUAUCUACAGAAGGAAGCUUCAACAUCUUCAAGAAGAAAAAAACAAGGAGAUUGCAACUCUUCGUAACACCAUUCGAGAACUGGAGCAGCGCCUCUCUGUUGGCAAGGAUCCUCACCUUAAACGUAGACGGUUUUAAGGACAGCAGUAAAUUCAUUUGUUGCUAUUUAACUCCUUUAAAAGCAGUUGAAAACUUUACUUCUGUUGUUAAUAUAAUAAACUGCCUAAAUAAUAACAAUGUAAGAGACAGCUUUAGACAUUUUAAAUUGAGUUUAUUGAAAUAAAUCCACACUUUGGCCAACUA